AUGAGCGUUGGUAAGGAAGACAAGGUGAUCGGCGUCCACUGCACCCACGGCAUCAAUCGCAGCGGCUACCUGGUCUGUAGGUACAUGAUACAAGUGUUGGGCAUCCCCCCUGACCAGGCCAUAGCAGACUUCAACAGUGCGCGGGGCCACGAACAGGAGCGCGAGAACUACUUGGCCGACCUCCGCCAGGCACCUUGGAUGGAUGAGGCAGUGGUCAGGUUUUCCAGGAGCAACUCAAAGGCCAGCAAUGCCUCCGAGUACUCCACUAAUCCCCUAGACGCCUCCACAGCCUCCUCCCUGGACACCACCCUCAACAGCACCCUGGACACCACCAACAACACCUCCCUGGACACCACCGCUAGUGAAGUGGAGUCCCCCGGCGGUUCCAUGGGUGUCGCCAGUGGACGGUCCUGGAAUAUUCCUCUUAUGAAGUAUCCGUAAGUUCAUGUGUUGUUUCUGUUGCUUCCUCGCUUCUUUGCCUCUGCGCUGUAGGUUAAUGCUUUACUCCAUUGCUUACUUGACGGCCUAGCAAAUUAUCUAAUCCUCGUACUGAUGAUUUGAACUCUAUACCUGAUUUUUUUUUCCCUAUAUAAGAGAGGCUCUGGCGAUGGGCAACAAUAAAGCCUGGUAAAAGUCGGCUGAUGAUGCCAGUCACUACUGCGUGCAGUCGUAAACCUUCCUUCUUCAAACGUUUGUAGUCAAAGUUAAGAGGAAAUAUAGAAGCAAGCAGGGAGCUCCAGAAUUUACAAAUAAUAGAUGAAUGAUUGAUAGCACUGACAAAUAAUAGAUGAAUGAUUGAUAGCACUGGAUAAUUCUUGCACUAGGAGGAAGUAUAGAAGUAGGCAGUGAGUUCCAGAAUUUCAAGUAAAAGAGAUGAAUGAUUGAGAUCACUGGAUAACUCUUGCGCUAGGAGGAAAUAUAGAAGCAGGCAGGGAGUUCCAGAAUUUACAAAUAAGAGAUGAAUGAUUGAGAACAGUGGAUAACUCUUGCACUAGAAGGAAGUAUAGAAAUUGGCAGUGAGUUCCAGAGUUUACAAAUAAGAUAAAGGUGGACAAAUAGGAAGGAGAGAAAAUAGCCAUGUGGAGUGCGGACGCGGGAGGAAUGGAGGUGAAUAUGUGUGGUACUUAUUACUUCACUUAAGUAAUCCUAGUUGAUGUUACUGAGGAAAAAUGUAAAACUACCGAUAGUGUAAGGUUGAAUCUAGUGAGUCGCUCCUUUUGCUGCCAGGAGUGUUUAGGAAGGACAUUCUUCCCUUGCAUCUGCUUGUUCUGUUCAGCGCGAAGAGAAGCCACAGCAGUCAAGAGGUGGAGAGGUCUCUGUUAAGAAGUGUGGAAGUUAGUUAUUGUAAUUGAACAAAAAUGGGUGAGGUGGUGUCCGGCAGAGUGGAGUGAGGCGUUUGUGGUUCUAUCAGUCUUGUUGACAAUGUAACUUCAUCCUGAGGCGCAUUUGAUAUCCAAGCCUUUCAUGACAGACGAGAUGCCUUUUCAUUUAUUUAUUUUAUUUUUCUUUGCGCCAGCGUUUGAUUUCUGUUAGGAGUUACGUUGCUGCAUUUCUUUUUUCUGUAAUGAAAUUAACUUUUUAGAUUUUGCUUUUCUUUAAUAAGAUUUGACUUUGCUAUGACGGCAACGCACAACAAGCAGGUGGAGCAAGCGCGCGCGGGCACACACACACAAAAAAGAUAGAAAAAAAAGAUAAACAGGCAAGUUACCACGUUUAGCUGAGACAUGACUGUGACGGACGCUUGCGACAGGUGCCAGAGCUGGAGGAUAUCACUGUACGUCACUCACUGAUGGUCGUGGCCGCGCCUCGCCUGGGCCUCGGGGGAUGUACGGUUAAGAAAACUUGAACCUGAUGAAAACAUAAAACAGUGUCUUGGAGAUCUUUACCUGAGGAUUUAACACUUUUUACCCCCUAGAGUACAAUGUCGCGUUUUCAUAUUCAUUCUGCUUACUGUUUGGUGAUUUUAUGCAUCUUCAGAAACUUACGUCAGGGAUUGAAAUAGU
Portunus trituberculatus (swimming crab) is the source of this 2003-nucleotide messenger RNA. RefSeq names its product RNA/RNP complex-1-interacting phosphatase homolog. The coding region runs from base 1 to 441 and encodes 146 amino acids. Gene Ontology annotation, biological process: dephosphorylation. Gene Ontology annotation, molecular function: polynucleotide 5'-phosphatase activity; protein tyrosine/serine/threonine phosphatase activity. The transcript has 4 exons. The record is from RefSeq and is a predicted model, not a curated record. NCBI's taxonomy places the organism in Eukaryota, Metazoa, Arthropoda, Malacostraca, Decapoda, Portunidae.